Trifolium pratense (red clover) is the source of this 2027-nucleotide messenger RNA. Its product is annotated as preprotein translocase subunit SECY, chloroplastic. Gene Ontology annotation, molecular function: transmembrane protein transporter activity; signal sequence receptor activity. Gene Ontology annotation, cellular component: chloroplast thylakoid membrane. The transcript has 8 exons. Bases 86 to 1690 code for a protein of 534 amino acids. The record is from RefSeq and is a predicted model, not a curated record. Lineage: Eukaryota; Viridiplantae; Streptophyta; Magnoliopsida; Fabales; Fabaceae. Gene Ontology annotation, biological process: SRP-dependent cotranslational protein targeting to membrane, translocation.
GAUGGUGGUGAGUGAGGUGAUGCUCGGUUCGCAAAGUGUAUGUGAUGUGGUGAGUGAGUUUUGUUUGUUUUGUGGAUAAAAUAAAAUGUUGAUAACUGUAAGAGAAACUUCCUUUGCUUCUUCUUCUUCUUCUUUGUGGCUUAAUCUUCAUCGUCUCCGUCACAUACCAUCAUCAUCUUCAUCUUCUUCUUCUUCUCUUCGUGUCCGUAGUAGUAGCAGUAGAACUUCCAACUUCUCUACUCUCUCAACCAGCAGUGACCUAGCGAAUUUCGAUCCCUUGGGUAUUAACCCAGAUUUAUCUUCUACUUUGAGUUCUACUUGGAAAAAUCUAGUGAGUUUGUUUCCACAAGCAUAUGAAAGCUCUUCAAAUACAGAAAAGGAAAAACCCCGAGGAGUAGCAGCUGCUAUUGAGGAUAGUUCAAUUGAUUUUGGUGACUUCUUCAAAGGACCGCUGCCAGGGAAGUUUCUUAAGCUUUUAGGGUUUCUUGCAUUGUCAAGGCUUGGUGUGUAUAUACCUCUAGGUGGAGUUAAUAGGGAGGCUUUUCUUGGAAAUUUGGAUCAGAACAGUUUAUUAAGCACUCUCGACUCCUUUUCUGGUGGAGGUAUUGGUAGACUUGGGAUAUGCUCUCUUGGUAUCGUUCCCUUCAUCAAUGCACAGAUUGUGUUUCAGCUUCUUGCUCAAGUAUAUCCCAAGUUGCAAGAUCUUCAGAAAAGAGAAGGUGAGGCUGGAAGAAAGAAAAUUCUUCAAUACACUCGAUAUGCUUCAGUUGGAUUCGCCAUUGUACAGGCGAUUGGCCAAGUUCUUUUCCUGCGGCCCUAUGUAAAUGACUUUUCUACAGAGUGGGCUCUUACUUCUGUUAUCUUGUUGACACUUGGCUCUGUGUUGACAACGUACAUUGGCGAACAAAUUACUGAACUGAAACUUGGGAAUGGUACCUCUCUUUUGAUAUUCACAAACAUUAUCUCCUACUUGCCAGCUUCUUUUGGUCGGACAUUUGCACAAGCAUUCAAUGAUGCUAACUAUGCUGGACUUGUUACAAUCGUCGUGUCCUUCUUUCUGUUGGUAGUUGGAAUUGUCUAUGUUCAGGAAGCAGAGAGAAAAAUUCCUAUUAACUAUGCUUCUAGAUUCACCAGCAGAAGCGGAGGACUUGAAAAAUCUGCUUACCUACCGUUUAAGGUAAAUAGUUCUGGUGUAAUGCCUAUCAUAUUUUCUACAUCUUCAUUAGCUCUUCCUGGUACUUUAGCACGCUUCACUGGUAUAAGUGCACUAAAAAAUGCUGCAGUGGCAUUGAAUCCAGGAGGCUCCUUCUAUCUUCCGUUUAACAUACUUUUGAUAGCCUUCUUCAACUACUAUUACACUUUCCUACAACUGGAUCCUGAUGAUGUGAGCGAACAAUUGAAACGUCAAGGUGCUUCAAUUCCACUUGUCAGACCAGGCAAAAGUACAGCUACAUUUAUUAAAACAGUUCUUAGUCGAAUAUCAGUUCUCGGUUCAACAUUUUUGGCAAUUUUGGCUGCUGGACCUGCAGUUGUUGAGCAGACGGCACACUUGACUGCAUUCCGGGGAUUUGCAGGAACAUCUAUUCUUAUUCUUGUUGGUUGCGCAACAGAUACAGCAAGAAAAGUUCGAGCUGAGAUUAUAUCCCAGAAAUACAAAAACAUAGAGUUAUAUGACUUCGAUAAGUAUUGAACAUUUAAGAAUUGGUGGUUUGCAAAACUAGAAUGCAGCUAGAUCGAUCUCCAAGGAAUGUGAGCUCAAGGUUUCCUUUGUCUGUACUACACAAUAGUUGUUCAUUUUAUAUCAGCCUUGUAUAUAAUUUUCCAGAAAAUCGAUCCAGUUGUUUGUUUUGAACAAGGUUGAUCAAUCAAUGUCAUGCAUAUAAUAGGACCAAGUUGUGGCUCGAUAACAAGGAAGAUGCUUCGAAUGUACUACUUCAUUCUUAAUUCUUGUCAAAAGUAUAUUUGUAGUAAUUUGUUAAGGUUGUUUAUGAUAAGCUCUUGGAAGCAAAAAGGGCAAUUCUUUUCUA